Molecule: messenger RNA, 1110 nt
Organism: Salvia splendens (bonfire salvia)
Lineage: Eukaryota; Viridiplantae; Streptophyta; Magnoliopsida; Lamiales; Lamiaceae
Product: L-ascorbate peroxidase 3
Exons: 9
Coding region: 80-934 (284 amino acids)
Biological process (GO): hydrogen peroxide catabolic process; cellular response to oxidative stress; response to reactive oxygen species
Cellular component (GO): chloroplast
Molecular function (GO): heme binding; peroxidase activity
Source: RefSeq, a predicted model, not a curated record
GUCAACACAUUUCACAAAAAAAGCUUAUCCCAUUCGGAAACAAUUUUCAGCGUCUCUCGUUGCUCUGCUCCUCUCUGCCAUGGCCAAAGUUAUCGUCGACUCCGAAUACCUCAAGGAUGUCGAGAGAGCUCGCCGCGAGCUCCGCGCUCUCAUCUCCAACAAAAAUUGUGCUCCGAUCAUGCUUCGAUUGGCGUGGCAUGACGCGGGGACUUAUGAUGUGAACACGAAGACCGGAGGUCCGAACGGUUCGAUUCGGAAUGAGGAGGAGUACGCUCACGGAGCUAACAGUGGCUUGAAAAUAGCGCUUGAAUUUUGCGAACAAGUGAAGUCGAAAUGUCCAAAAAUUACAUAUGCCGAUCUCUACCAGCUUGCAGGUGUUGUUGCAGUUGAAGUUACUGGUGGGCCCACAGUCAGUUUUGUUCCUGGUAGAAAGGACUCAAAGAUUUCUCCGAAGGAAGGGCGGCUUCCAGAUGCUAAUAAAGGAGUGCCACAUCUAAAGGAGGUGUUUUAUCGGAUGGGUUUAUCUGAUAAAGACAUUGUAGCACUUUCUGGCGGUCACACCCUGGGAAGGGCACAUCCUGAAAGAUCAGGCUUCGAGGGAGCUUGGACUAAAGAGCCACUGAAAUUUGACAAUUCAUAUUUUCAGGAGCUUUUCAAGGGGGAAUCAGAGGGUCUGCUGAAACUCUCCACUGAUCUGGCUUUGCUGGAUGAUCCUGACUUUAGGCGUUACGUGGAGCUUUAUGCUAAGGAUGAAGAUGCUUUCUUUAGAGACUACGCAGAGUCGCACAAAAAGCUUUCUGAAUUAGGUUUCACUUCUCCUGGUGCCAAGACAAUCGUCAAAGAUGGCACUAUAUUAGCACAAAGUGCUUUUGGAGUUGCUGUUGCUGCUGCAGUUGUGAUCGCUGGCUACUUAUAUGAAGCCAGGAAAAGAUGAAGUAGAUUAUUAAGAAAAUAAAAAAAUAAAACAUGGUUACAUUUUUAUAUUCUCUACUAUGAUAUGAUAAUUUGAGACAGGCAUUGGUCCCUACCCUCUAGCCGGAUCAUAUAUUUGUAUGUGGAUACAUUUUACCACUUACUAAAUAUUUGAAAUAACACACUAGAGGUUAUACA